Solenopsis invicta (red fire ant) is the source of this 1468-nucleotide messenger RNA. Its product is annotated as zinc carboxypeptidase. Gene Ontology annotation, biological process: proteolysis. The record is from RefSeq and is a predicted model, not a curated record. Gene Ontology annotation, molecular function: zinc ion binding; metallocarboxypeptidase activity. NCBI's taxonomy places the organism in Eukaryota, Metazoa, Arthropoda, Insecta, Hymenoptera, Formicidae. Bases 157 to 1395 code for a protein of 412 amino acids. The transcript has 7 exons.
GCUUGAUUGAUCAGCAUGAUUUUUUCUUAAAAUGUUCUAGAUAUAUGUUGAUUGUUGGUGCCGUGUGCAUCCAGUGUUUAAAUACAAUGGACGAAACAGUAGCUUAAUCAUAAACACAAACGUUCUUAUUUAGCAAAGGUUUUAUACAGAGCCAUUAUGUGGAAGAUAAUAGUGCUGUGCGCGAUCGUGGGCCUGACGACAGCCCAGAAAGCUCUUUACAACAAUUACAAGGUCUUCAAGCUGAUUCCCACCACAGAAACACAACUCGAAAUUCUGCAGGAAUUGGAAAAUGCUUAUGAUGGAUUCUCUUUCUGGAAAUCACCGAGUAUGGUGAAUAAACAAGCAGAUCUAAUGGUCGCUCCGCACAAGUUGCCUGAAUUCUACGAGAGGAUGGCUCAGAUCGGUAUACCGUACCAGCUUCAUAUUAACGACGUUCAGAAAUUAAUUGACGGAACAACUCCUCAGCGCCGGUCAAAAGAAUUCGAUAGUAGUUAUCACACUAUCGAGGAGAUCUAUCAGAAACUAGACGACCUGGCUGAGGAAUAUCCCGACAAAGUGGAGGUUGUCAUAGCCGGUAGAACAUAUGAAAACCGCCAGAUCAAAGGCGUAAAGGUUUCCUUUAAAGCUAACAAUCCUGGAAUCUUUAUCGAGGGUGGCAUUCACGCCAGAGAAUGGAUCUCGCCGGCAACUGUCAUGUAUAUCUUGAAUCAAUUGCUGACCAGUAACGACCCGGACGUCAGAGAGCUAGCUGACAGACACGAUUGGUACAUCUUCCCAUCAUUUAAUCCUGACGGUUACGCGUACACGCAUACUACGGACCGAUUGUGGAGAAAGACGCGUAAACCAUACGGUAUCUUUUGCCGUGGCAGCGAUCCUAACAGGAACUGGGGCUACAAAUGGAACACUGGAGGUGCCAGCAGUAAUCCAUGCUCUGAAACUUAUGCCGGAAGUGCGCCGUUCUCCGACAUAGAGACGAAGAGCGCGUCCGAAUACAUCGAAACUAUUGCCGACAAGUUUUAUGCAUACAUAUCAUUCCACAGUUUUUCGCAGCUAUUGAUGUUCCCAUACGGACAUACGCCGGAUCACCUUGACAACUACGAGGAAAUGUUGGCUAUCGGUACGGCAGCGAUUAACGCUCUCAAACAGAGAUACGGAACUUCAUAUGAAACCGGAAAUAUUGCUGAGACGAUCUAUAUAGCUUCCGGGAGCACUUGCGAUUAUAUCAAAGGCACUUAUGGUUUACCCUUGUCUUACACCUACGAAUUGCGUGAUCAAGGAUAUUACGGCUUCUUAUUACCGCCUGAUCAAAUUAUUCCUACUGGAGAAGAGACUCUGGAUUCUCUCGUAGGAAUGUUUAAAGAGGCAAAAGCACGUGGACUUCCAAAAAAUGUUUAAAGCUGGUUAAUUUAUUGUAAAUAUUUUACUCUAUUAAGAAAUAUAUGAUAUGAUUUUAUUUGACAAAUUACAA